AUGGCUUAUAAUUAUAAACAGAACAAUGAUGAUUACAGUACAUUCAUUGCCACUAGUGGAUGGUCCAUGUUGACACCAAUCGGCCCUAAAUGGACAGUUCAAGAGCAGCUUAAGAUUCGAAAUAACCUUGAGCCACAGCAGAUUGACAUUGUGUUGUUCAGCCAUGCACACUUUGACCACUGUUGGCCUCGACAGGGUAUUUCGGACCGGGCGCCGCAGAGCACUGCCAUCCUGGUCAUUUCCGGGACCCAAGCUCAAUAUUUGAUGGUCGAUGGUCGAUUCAUUGAUCUACAAAAGAUGACCGAGAGAUGGCAAACGUUGAAUGGUCCUUGGGCAUCGUUUGGACUGUUCAAGUCCGCAAUGGACCUUUAUGGAGACGGCUCCAGGGUAUAUUCCUGGAAACCUAUGCGCCGUUGCAAGACUCGAAUGAGGAGAGUGGGUCCUGCUAGGGAGCGACUGUUGCCAUUCAAGUUAGGGAGUUCCAAGGCUGAUACUCUCAAUCUGUCUAAUUCAGCAUUGAAAAGGCGUAUUAUCGACGGAAUUUCUGAUUUUGCAGUGGUGCCCCUCCCCGACGGGAAAACCUAUUGUCUUCAGGAUAACCUAGAGGCAACACGAGAGACUGUCGCAGCGCUUGGAGUCAUGGAAAAGGAUUAUGAAGUUCACAUUGCGUUGGCCCACGAUACUCAAUGGAUGAGAAUGGUUCGGAUCGAACACUCAUGGGAAUGUUGGAUGAUGAAAUGA
Messenger RNA from Penicillium hordei, 741 nucleotides. RefSeq lists its product as uncharacterized. Bases 1 to 741 code for a protein of 246 amino acids. The transcript is spliced from 4 exons. The record is from RefSeq and is a predicted model, not a curated record. Lineage: Eukaryota; Fungi; Ascomycota; Eurotiomycetes; Eurotiales; Aspergillaceae.